ACUCGUAAUGAAAGUUACAAAAUGAAACUGUAUUUUAAUAUAAUAUUAGUAUUUACAAUAUUGCAAUUAACUACCGAAAUGGAAAAUGAAGAAAAAACUUUAGUGAAAGUUGGUGCUCUUUUCUUUGAAGCCGAAGAAGAUAUCGAACUGAGUUUCGAUGCAGCUUUCAGUGAGUUAAACAAUUCGAAGUUUUUUGAAAUAAAAUUUUUGACAAUUAAGCGUUACAUACGUCGAGAUGAUAGUUGUAUGCUACAACGUCUGGCUUGCGAAUUGAUUGCUGAGGGCGUAGCAGCUAUUUUUGGACCAAGCUCAAAGGCAACGCACAAUAUUGUUGCGGAUAUUGCCAAUUCAACAGGCAUUCCACAUUUACAAUUUGAUUUUAAAGAAGGUGAGUCUUUGCCAGAAAAGCUAAAUCAUCGUAUGACAGUGAAUGUGGCACCAGCGCCAACGAUACUUGCACGUGCCUAUUGGGAUAUUAUAAAAACAAAUUAUGACUGGAAAGCGUUUACGAUAUUAUACGAGAAUGACGCAGGCCUCACACGACUUCUGAAUCUUAUGGAUAUAAACACUCUAACACAUGACUUUAUUAAGGUCAUAAAAAUAAGUGUAUACAAUGACGAUUACCGUGUGUUGUGGAAAGAAGCUGCAGAAUCAUUCCAUGAACAACGUUUUAUACUUGAUUGUGAACCAGAAACUUUGGAAGGCUUACUGAAAGUAGCGUUAGAAUAUAAUUUAUUAGGUGCGUUUAAAAAUUGGUUUCUUACAAAUUUGGAUACUCACAGUUCAAAACUGCGAUAUAUGUACAAUGAAUCCUUUCAAGCUAAUAUAACAUCGGUUAGAAUAAAAACUGUUGAUGCAAAUCCUUACGAACGAAAGAAGGCAAAACAAACUGAAAUUGAUGUUUUAUAUAGCAAUCAGGCAUUGCUCCCUAUACUGAUGUAUGAUGCUGUUAUGCUUUUUGCCAAUUCAGCACGAAAUAUAAUUCUAGAAUUAAAACAGUAUCAGGAACCUAAAAAGUCUUGUGAUAUUGAACAACGUAGUCCCUGGUAUUUAGGACUUCUGAUUACUGAUGAAAUGAAGAGUAUUUCUGAAGAUAACAUUGAGCCUCCCUUCAAAACUGAAAAUAUGAAAUUUAAUGAGUUUGGUGAACGCAUUGAGUUUGAUCUAGAAAUUUAUAAGCCAACCGUUAAUGAACCAAUAGCUAUCUGGAAACCCGAUAACAGUAUUGUACCAGUAAGUGUACGAUCGUAUAUGACUGCAGUAUCCAGUGCACAAGAUUAUUCAAUAGCACGAAAAACGUACACCGUAGUAACUCAUUUUGAGGAACCCUACUUCAUGCUCAAAGUUGAUCAUGAAAAUUAUCGUGGUAUAGAAAAGUAUGAAGGAUAUGCGGUUGAUUUAAUACAUAAAAUAUCUGAAAUCAUGGACUUUGAAUACAAUUUUAUGCUUGUGACUGGAAAUGGAAAUUAUAAUCCACAGACUAAGGAAUGGGAUGGUAUAAUUAGAAAACUGAUAGAUCAUCACGCACAAAUUGGAGUUUGCGAUUUAACAAUCACACAAACUCGUCGAGAAGUCGUUGAUUUUACUGUACCUUUUAUGCAGUUAGGUAUCAGCAUACUAUAUUAUAAUACUCCACCAGAGCCAAAGAAUCUAUUCGCUUUCUUAGAACCGUUUGACAUAGAUGUUUGGAUUUAUAUGAUGGUCACACAAUUGGUUAUGACUUUACUCUUUGUUUUUAUGGCUAGAAUUUCAAUACGUGAAUGGGAAAAUCCUCGGCCAUCCAAUCCAGAUCCAGAUGUUAUUGAAAAUAAAUGGAAUACGCGUAACUCAUUUUGGUUGAUGAUCGGAUCCAUUAUGCAGCAGGGAUGUGAUAUAUUGCCAAGAGGACCACCAAUGCGCAUACUGACAGGUAUGUGGUGGUUUUUUUCGCUGAUGGCAUUGAGUACUUACACCGCUAGUUUGGCUGCCUUUUUGACCAGCAAUAAAAUGCAAAGCGAUAUUAAGAGCCUAAAUGAUCUUGUGGAUCAAACAAAAGUAAAAUUUGGUGCUAUGCGUGGGGGUAGUACAUCGCUUUUUUUUUCGAACUCAAAUAACACGCUGUAUGCUAAAGCCUGGAAUCAAAUGAAGACAUUGAAGCCUUCGCCAUUUACAGCAACAAAUAAAGAAGGUGUAGCACGUGUACGUAGAGAAAAAGGCGAUUAUGCUUUUUUAAUGGAAACUACUAGUAUGUCAUAUAAUAUUGAACGAAACUGUGAUUUAAAAGAGAUUGGCUCAGCAAUUGGUGAGAAACUUUAUGGACUUGCUGUGCCUUUAGGUGCAGAUUAUCGUUCAAAUCUAAGUGUUUCUAUUCUGCAGCUAAGUGAAAAGGGCGAACUUUAUAAUCUUAAAAAUAAAUGGUGGAAGAAACAUAACGUCACUUGCCCAAAAUUUCACGAAAUCAAUGAAGAUGAAUUGUCCAUUGUAGAGCUUGGGGGUGUUUUUCUUGUUUUAGGUGGAGGCAUAGUCAUUGCGGUUAUUUUAGGUUUAUGCGAAUUUUUUUGGAAUGUGCGUCGUGUGGCAGUAAAAGAUAAAGUUACACCGACGGAAGCUUUUAAGGCUGAACUAUUAUUUGCGUUAAAGUUUUGGGUGCAAUAUAAACCAAUACGAAUUGCCGAGAGCCGUAAGUUGUCAAUAGAAAGUAAUCAACGUUCACCUACACGCUCAGGUACGCGAUCAUCAAGACGUUCGUCCAAAAGUUCAUCAAGGAACUCGUUUCUACGGUCGGGUACACAAAGUCAUAGCCGACAGAUCUCAAGAAACACAAACCUAUAAAUUUUAAAAAUAU
Molecule: messenger RNA, 2824 nt
Organism: Teleopsis dalmanni
Lineage: Eukaryota; Metazoa; Arthropoda; Insecta; Diptera; Diopsidae
Gene: GluRIIA
Product: glutamate receptor ionotropic, kainate 2
Exons: 14
Coding region: 22-2811 (929 amino acids)
Biological process (GO): modulation of chemical synaptic transmission; synaptic transmission, glutamatergic
Cellular component (GO): postsynaptic membrane; plasma membrane
Molecular function (GO): transmitter-gated monoatomic ion channel activity involved in regulation of postsynaptic membrane potential; glutamate-gated receptor activity
Source: RefSeq, a predicted model, not a curated record